AUGGGCACCCUAUCUCUUCAGGGCCUUGAGUCCCUUCUCCAGUCGCUGGGGGCCGCGGUUCCAGUACCGCAGUUCCCGCGCACUAAUGUUCUUGCCAAUCCAACUGAUAUUUACCGUUCCUAUGUGGUUGAUGCCAUUCAAAAGCUCACAGGAUGUGAUGAGGGAGUUGCAUACGAUGCGGUGCAAUGGGCGAGCGCAGCGACGAAUGCUGACCUUAUGCUUGUAACUGCCCGUCUGAAGUUGAAAGGAGUCGAUCUAAAACAAUUGGCACAGGAUCUGGUGUCUAAGUUCCCACCCAUGCCGCUUCUCAGACAGCCUGUCGCCAAUGGGAUAUUCAUACCAAUUUCUUUCUCUCCAGACACUUUGCCUAGCUUGAUCCUACCCUUUAUAUUUGAUCGUCGAGCUUCAUAUGGAUCGAAUCGCCUUCUCGGCCUAAAGGACUCGAAAGACGAAGGCGCUGUUAAAUUGAACUACUUGGGGGACUGGGGUAAACAAUUUGGCCUCCUCGCAGUUGGCUGGGAGAGGUUUGGGUCGGAGGAACUCUUCGCAAAGGAGCCCUUAAAACAUCUCCUCGACGUAUACGCAAAGAUCAACGCUUUGUUUGCGCCGGAAAAAGAGGCUAGCGAGAAGGCUCGAGACAAUGGCGAGGAUACUUCUGAAAUUGAAAGUAAGGGGCUAUUCGCUGAGAGAAAUGCCUUCUUUCAAAAAAUGGAAGACGGCGACCCGGACGCAAUUUCAUUAUGGAAACGGUUCCGAGAAGUCAGCAUCGAGCGCUAUAUCUCGACAUAUGCCCGCCUGAACAUUAAAUUCGACGUGUAUUCUGGCGAAUCCACCGUAAAGCCACAAACAGUUCAGAAAGCGGAGUCUCUUCUUAAGCAGCAGGGAAUUUAUACAGAGGAUAACGGCUCUUGGAUAAUCGAUUUCAAAAAGCACGGCGCCCCUAACUUAGGUGUUGCGGUUGUGAGAACGCGAACCGGGACGACGACAUAUUUACUACGCGACAUUGCCGCUGUCUUAGAGAGGGUGGAGAAGUAUAAAUUUGACAAAAUGAUCUACGUCGUAUCCACCGAGCAGGAUCUAUACUUCCAACGUCUUUUCAAAACAAUUGAACUCAUGGGACAUCCAGAAGUGUCUUCCAAACUCGAACACAUUAACUUUGGAAAGGUCCAAGGGAUGUCAUCCCGACUAGGGACUGUGAAACUAUUGGGCGAUAUACUUGAUGAAUGCGGCAGCGCGAUGCACGAUGUUAUGCGAAAGAACCCUUCUAAAUACGACCAGGUCGAAAAUCCCACCUGGGUUGCAGAUGUCUUGGGAAUCACGGCGGUUAUGGUUCAGGAUAUGGCUGGGAAAAGAAUCCAUAACUAUCCAUUUGACAUUGCCAAGAUGACAUCCUUUGAAGGUGAUACCGGUCCGUAUCUCCAAUACGCCCACGCAAGACUCUGCUCUAUCGUGCGUAAGGUCAAUAUUGAUCUUAAGGACAUCACUGCCGCAGACUUCUCUUUAUUGAAGGAGACACAUGCUAUCAGUAUACUUCGACUUAUGACUCAAUAUCCUGAAGUCACAAACAACGCCUUGAAAACGUUAGAGCCUACAACCAUUCUCACAUACCUCUUCCGCCUUGCACAUCAAGUUUCCUCCGGAUACGAUGUAAUCAAAGUUAUCGGUGCCGAAAGCCACGAAGUCACUGUUGCACGGCUGGCCCUAUAUGAAGGAGCUCGCCAGGUUUUAGAGAAUGGGAUGCGACUUCUAGGAUUUACCCCUGUUGAAAGAAUGUAA
Molecule: messenger RNA, 1776 nt
Organism: Microsporum canis CBS 113480
Lineage: Eukaryota; Fungi; Ascomycota; Eurotiomycetes; Onygenales; Arthrodermataceae
Product: arginyl-tRNA synthetase
Exons: 4
Coding region: 1-1776 (591 amino acids)
Biological process (GO): arginyl-tRNA aminoacylation; mitochondrial translation
Cellular component (GO): cytoplasm; mitochondrion
Molecular function (GO): ATP binding; arginine-tRNA ligase activity
Source: RefSeq, a predicted model, not a curated record